Messenger RNA from Dictyostelium purpureum, 6582 nucleotides. RefSeq lists its product as uncharacterized. Bases 1 to 6582 code for a protein of 2193 amino acids. Gene Ontology annotation, molecular function: guanyl-nucleotide exchange factor activity. Gene Ontology annotation, biological process: small GTPase-mediated signal transduction; positive regulation of GTPase activity. NCBI's taxonomy places the organism in Eukaryota, Evosea, Eumycetozoa, Dictyosteliales, Dictyosteliaceae. The record is from RefSeq and is a predicted model, not a curated record. The transcript has 3 exons.
AUGGAAGGUAAAAAAAUAUCAACAUUUAUAAAAAGUAGAAAGUCUACUAGCAGUAGUUUAAGUUUAACUUCGAGUAUGCAACAGAGCAACACACUUAAUGGGGCAUCAACGACACAAGCCAACACAUCCACCUCAUCUCUAUCUUCAUUAACUACAAACGGAAAUAAUGGUAAUAGUCUUACACAAUCAAACUCAAACCACGACUUGGCACAAUACACAGAGUCAUAUAAUAAGAGAAACACAAGACAAAUUCCAUCAAUUCUUUUAGAGGAUGAAAUAGAAAAGGAAGAGGAUUAUCCAUUUGACUUUGAAAGAUAUUAUUAUGAAUCAAAGGAAAUCAACAGGGAAAUUUCAAGGGAGUUAGUUACAAUACCAGAUGAUACUGUUCAAAAUCAAAUUGAAAAUUUACCAAAAGAAAAUAGAAUUUCAUCAAACCCAUUUGAUUAUAAAGAAAAUAAAAAUCAACAUAUUGAUGAUUGUAUUAGGUUUUAUUCAAUGAACAAUUGGAAAUCAUUAAAGACAUUUAAUUAUUAUAAAGACGAAACACCAGGAGCAGUUGUAACAUCAUUAACAGAAGAAAGGGUCGAGUUUAAAACUGAACCAAUUGUAACAAUUAAUAAUUUAAAUAGUAAUAUUAGUAUUAGUAUUUCACAGUCAUCACAACAACUACAAUCUACACUACAACAACAACAAUCUACACUACAACAACAACAACAAUUACAAAUUCAACAAAAUCUAAAAGAGAUUACAUAUUUAUCACAACAACAUCAAUUUCAAAUUCAAAAUACACUUAAAACUGAUAGACCAGAUCAAUUACAUUUAAAUUAUUUGGAGAGACAGUUUAGAAAAGAAAAAGUUUCAUUAAAUAAUAAUACACCAAAUGAAGAUGGUACACCAGCAACAGAUCUUUCAUUAUAUUCAUAUUUUACCCUUUAUGAACCACCAGUACAAUAUCACGAACCAACUCCCUAUCAAAAAGAAAAGAAAAGAAUUAUUCAAGUUACUGUUAAAGAUUUAUCAUUUAAAUUUUGGGAAAAAGAUGACGAACCAGAACCAUUCUUUUGUUCAAUGUACUUGUAUGAUAUCCAAAAGAAAACUAGAUUAUCUGAAAGCUUUUAUUUCGAUUUUGUUAAUGAUAAAUCAUUUAAAAUGCUAAACAAUGCUUUCUUGGGUGCAACUGUUGUUGAUGAAGUAUCACAAGCCAAAUCUACAAUCUUUUCUGUUGCCUCUAGAUCAAGUUCAGACUUGGAGAAUAUUUAUUUAAUUCUCAAGGUUGAAAAGGUACUCAGUGGUAAUUUAGAUGAUCAUUCAGAGCCAUAUAUAAAAAUGAAUUUAAAGGAAAAAGAAAAAGAAAAAUUCAAAGAAUCCAUCAAAUCUCAUUGUCAAAGACUUGGCCAAUUUAGACAGGCUUUUUGUUGGGGCUGUAUCCCACUCUUUGAAGAAGGUGUUGCAGAAGAUACUCCUAUCCGUCCAUUAUACCGUCAUCGUUCUGAAAUGACUGAUUCAGCAAUGUUAGAUUCAACUCUUUCUGAAGGUUCUAAAAGUGCUUCAACUAAAAAAUUAAAAAUUAUACCAGGUCAAUGUAUAAUCGAUGUUAAAGAAAUUAAACCAAAUGAUAAUGAUUCACCAUAUAAUAAUAAAUAUAUUUUAAAUAGUUCAUUAGUAAAAGUUAAUAAUAUUAAUACAAAUAAUAAUAACAAUAAUAACAAUAACACAACGACAAAUCCAAUAUUAUUACCUGGUAAAAUUCCAGAAAAUACUUUAAUUGAAAAUGUAUUUAAAGAAAGUCAAGAAUUUACAUCAUCAUCAAAAGUUGAAAUUAAUACCGAGUUUGUAAAUAAUUUAUAUAUUUAUCCCGAAAUAUUAAAUUUAUCAAAUCGUUCAGGAUCAUUUGCUGCUCGUAAUUUAACAUGUAAAAUUCAAUUAUUGGAAACCGAUGAAAAUCCAUUGUGUCCAGAAGGUUUAAAAGCAAUUUAUGGUAAAAGUAAAAAUCAAGCAUUUGUUAACAAGGCCUAUACUCAAGUUACAUAUCAUUCAAAAAGCCCAGUAUUCAAUGAUGAAGUUAAAAUUAGAUUACCAUUAUCUCCAUCACCAUCACUUCACAUUCUCUUUACAUUCUACCAUAUUGCAUGUCAAAAGAGUAGCGAUAAGAGUGAUUUAGUAGAUCACCCUGUUGCUUAUGGUGUUUUACCAAUUAUUCAAUUUGGCAAAUUAAUUGGUGACGAAGUAUUUAAUAUUCCAUUGGCUUAUGAAUUCCCAUCUCGUUAUAAUAGACGUGAUCAAGAAGCACACAUUAAAUAUAUCGAUAAUAAGAAACCAAUUUUCCAAGUACGUUCUAAAUUAGUUUCUAGCAUUCAUAGUACAGAUGAUUAUUUAAAUAAUUUCUUUAAUAAUAUUUCACAAUUUUCAUUUAUAAAUAAUUGUUUAAAUAGUAGCGGUGGCUCAGUUCCAACAAGUCCACCAAUUUCAAAUUCAUCUUUACCAACUUCACCACUUUCUCAGUCAUUAUCUAAUCCACAAACUACCGCUACUACCACCGCUUCAACAUUACAACAACAGCCAUCACAAGCUAAUUUAACACAAUCAGUAUCAUCAAAUUCCUCUACACCACCGGCACCAACUCCAUCAAAUAACAUUUUAGAGCAAUUAAUUAAGAGCAUAAAAUUAUUACCAUCAAGCAAAAUGGAAUGUAUUGUACAAUUUUUCCCAAUUAUUAUGAAUCAAUUAUUUAGAUUAAUGACCAAUCAAAAUCAUUCAUCUGAACUUUCAAUGGUGACAUUUAUAACAAUUGGUGAGAUCCUUUCAAUGGUCAAUGAUGCAUCAAGCUCUAUUUUUGAACGUUACGUUAAAUAUGUAUUUUCAAAUUGCGAAAAUAAUGACGGAUCAACUUUACCAGUGUACGAGGUUUUAAUUAAAACUUGGUUAGAAUUAGUCAGAUUCCAAGAGCAAAAUUCAGAAAAUAUUCUUCGUUUCUCUAGAUUCUUCUUUUCAGUAAUUUAUAAAUCUAUGGCAUUAUCAUUGAUCGAAAGAGGCAAACGUGAAGAAAAUAAAACAAGAAAGGGUAGAUUUGUAGGUGUAAGACCACAAUUAGCUAAACUUAUCAGUAUCUUAAGAUGGGAGUCUUCAACUCGUGCAAAACAUACAUUCAAAUUGGCUAAAGAAUUAAUUAGAGGCUUAGCUUCAUUCAUCUCUCAAUUACUUUCAAUUGCUGACAGAGGUUAUGUAUUUAAAAUUAUCGAUAGAGCAGUUGUUGAUUUCUCAAAUAAUUCAAAUGGAGAGAAUGAAAUGGAGCUUUGUGAAUUGAAAUUCGAAUUCCUUCGUAUCAUUUGCCAAAAUGAUUAUUUCGUUCAACUUAAUAUUCCACUUCCAUUCCGUAUUGAUACCAACUUAAAAUUACAACAAACUUUAUCAACUUCCAAACACUUUUUAUCAGAUUUACUUUUACAUAAUAUUUCAAGUGGUAUUGCAAGUAAAAUCGCAUUAAUUCGUAUGGAUGCUGCUAAUGCUCUUAGAGAUACUUUAACACGUUUAGAAAUGGAUACUAGAUGGCCUGAAACUUCAAAUAAACAAAGAAUUGUUGGUGUUUUCACACCAUAUCUCUCAAUUAUAGUCAACCAUUGGGACAAUAUCAAAGACGAUUCAUUCAUAAUGAAGAGAAAUAUUUUAAUAUCAUUCAUCUACUUAUUAAAGACUAUUCAUCCAAACCUUAUCAAAAUUUGGUGGAGAGAAGAGCCAAAGGCAAAGCACGUCACUCUAUUUGAUAUUUUAAAUCAAUGCUCAGAGAUAUUUGAAUUUGUUGGUAAAGAUAUUUUAAUGGAUAAGGUAGAAUCAUCAACAUCACUUCGUACCUCUACAGCUAAAUCGAUUUUAGAAGAUUUUUAUUCAAAUUCUAGAAAUUCACCAUUUGGUAGCAAGAAACUUUAUAACAGAUCAUUACGUGAAAAACGUGUUGAUAGUCGUAAGAGUGUUUUAGAUAGUUAUAGUGGUGGAGGUUUAAGCUCAAGUAUGGUAGGGGGUAGUCCAGUAAGUGACAGUAGAUCUUCGACAUUAGGUAGUAGCAAUUCACCAUCAUCGUUGGUUUCAAGCUCGAGCAAUACAAGUAUUUCAAGUUCAUUUUCACGAGGUGGUUUAGCUGAUAGUGUUAGUAGCACUGGAAGUGGUAGUGGAAUUUCAACAACAUCAGGUGGUGGUGGCAGUGGUUAUAAUAGCACACUAAGAAAUGAAAAAAGAAUGAAGGGUACUAUUGCAGCCCAAAAUAAAAUCAACGUAUCAGAUUAUGAUGAUCGUUUGGAAAGUCAUUUAGCAUUAGAGGUUGGAUCAGUUAUUUUAGACAUUGCCGAUGAAUUCAUGUAUGAAUAUGAAAGAGAUUUAAAGACUGUUCAUUACUUUGAUGUUAUUGAAAAGAUCUUUACUCUUUUAAAUUCAAUGUUAAAAAAGAAUCAACCAGUACUUUUAGUUCCAAAACUUUAUGCUACAUUAAGACAAUUCAUCUAUAGAUUCCCCAAAUUAUUAUUUGAAAGUAAUAAUUCGUUCUGUUUAGAUCUUUGUAACGCUGUCAUUCGUCAUUGUAAUUCUGUUAAUGGUGUAACUCGUGAAGAAGCUUCUGCUUUCACUUAUAUUCUCUUUAGAAAGAAUUUCGAACAAACCAGAAAGAAUUUUGUUAGAACUAAAACCCAAGUUACUAUUGGUCUUUCCACUAUUGUUAAAAGUAUUAAAGAUGAUUAUUUCCUCAAGAAAUCUCUUGACACAAUUAAUGCUUAUGCUGCAGCUCAAGCCGAUAAAGCAGGUACCAAAUCAUUUAGCAAACAAAUCGAAGAUCUCACUAAACGUUUACAUACAUUUGUAAUUGAUAAUAUAAAAAUCAAUAAUCAUCGUGACGAUCCAGAAAUGGUAGCUGAUCUCUAUCAUCGUAUUGCAGAUAACAAUAAGAGUAAUGCUGAUACCAGAAUUUGUUGGUUACAAGGUCUUGCAGAUUUCCACCGUACUCAAGAAAACUAUGUUGAAGCCGCUCAAUGUUAUUUACAUAUGUCAUCAUUAGUAGCAGAGUAUCUUUCAUUAAUUGGCAAACCAAUUCCUACUAUUCAGGGUAGUAGCAAUUUCAUGGGUAUUAAUAAGAAUUCACUUGAAGAAAGUCACACCUAUAUCGAACGUGAGGAAGAUGGCGCAGAUGACAACCAAUCGUUCACUCUAGACUUUUUCAUGAAGUUAAUUCAAGAGGCAAUUUUAUUAUUAAAACAAGCUGAUUACUUUGAAGUAGCAAAUCUUGUUUAUAAAUUAUUAAUUCCAGUUCACGAACAUCACUUAAAUUAUGAGGAGUUAGCACGUUCCCAUGGUGAUUUGCAAGAUAUUUUCAAAAAGAUUGUCGAAUGCACAAAAACUCAAUCUCGUAUGCUUGGCUCAUAUUAUCGUGUAGGUCUUUAUGGUAAAUCAUUUGACGAAUAUAGUGGCAAAGAGUUUAUUUAUAAGGAGCCAAAGAUUACCCGUCUUGUCGAAAUUAAAGAUCGUCUUAAAUCAUUAUAUGCUAAGAAAUUAAAUGUUAGCGAAGAUUCAAUUGUAAUAAUAGAAGGGUCUCAAGUUGAUACAAAUUCAAUUUUACAACAAAGUAACGACAAUAACAAAGUUUAUCUUCAAAUUACAUCUGUAUUACCAUAUUUCACCGAAGAGGAUUUACAAACAAGAAGAACUCCAUUCGAUAAAACUGUAAACCUAAAUAGAUUUAUUUUUGAAACUCCAUUCACCGAAACUGGUGCUGGUCGUGCAAAUUCCGUAGCUGAUCAAUAUAAGAGAAAGACUAUUCUUACUGUACAAAAUUAUUUCCCAUAUACUAAAAAAAGAAUUCAAGUCACUGGAAAAAAUGAAAUUAUUAUUUCACCAAUCGAAAAUUCAAUUGAAGCUAUCGAAACUAGAACCGAAACCUUAUUAAAUGAAGUUAAAUCAAAAAAUCCAAAUCCAAAAACUUUACAACAAGUUUUACAGGGUACAUUAAGAUUGCAAGUAAAUUCAGGUCCUCAAGAAAUUUGUAGAAUAUUCCUUCAACCAGUCAAUUCAGCUAAUGAUCAACCACCACCAACAACUUCAAGUGGAUCAAUUUAUCCACAAGAACAAAUAAAAAAACUAAAGAAAUCAUUAUCAGUAUUUUUAGGUAGUUGUGCUGAGGCAUUGUUUAUUAAUAAAAGUUUAGUCGAAAAUCAAUCUUCACAAGAAUUCCAAGAGGAAAUGGAACAAGGUUAUAUACAAUUAGUAGAGUUAAUGGAAACAUUUGGAGUAAAUCCACCAGAGGGAUCAUAUAGUCCACAAACCAUCAAUAGUAAUAGUAACUCUAAUAGUGGUACUCCAACUAUUCAAUUAACUCCAUUAUCACAAUCUAUUAAUAAUAGCAACGGUUCACCAAACACACCAUCAAAAUCUCAUAGCAGAAAUGGUUCAAGAAAUAGCACAAAUGGUAUAACUUUAGAAAGUACAGUUUUAGAAGAGGAAGCUAACCAACAAUCACAAUUUUCAACAUCAUUAUCAACCUCCUAUACCAAUAGAAAAUCUUUUACUCAAAGACUUUCAAAUAGUUUUAAAUCUGAUAAUAACUAA